Messenger RNA from Brassica napus (rape), 384 nucleotides. RefSeq lists its product as uncharacterized. Lineage: Eukaryota; Viridiplantae; Streptophyta; Magnoliopsida; Brassicales; Brassicaceae. The record is from RefSeq and is a predicted model, not a curated record. The coding region runs from base 1 to 384 and encodes 127 amino acids. The transcript has a single exon.
AUGAUCAGAAGUGGUGUGCCUUGUCUACUGAAAAAAAAAGAAGGAAGCUCCAAGAAGAGACGUUGUGAGGAUGGUUCAGACUCCACAAGCUACAAAGCAACCGAAGAAGAUUCUGCUCUUGAUGAUGAAGGAACACGUCGACCCCCGGGAGUUAAGGCCGUGAAGAAAGGCAGCAAUGAAAGGCUGUCUAAGAAGACAGUGGAUGACGGGAAGGAGCUGGCUCAGUUUGAGACAAUGUGGAGCCUCAAGAAGCAGGAUUUAGUGGUGAAAGAAAGGCUGUCCAAGAUGAAGUUAUUGGACAGUCUCAUUGCUAAAAAAGACCCUCUUGCGGAUUAUGAAAAAGCUUUGAAGAAGAAACUCAUUCAUGAGUUAAUGUCAAAUUAG